CACAGGCUUUACCCAGAAGCCCCUGACACCGAGGAUGUGGAUGAAGGCAUUGGAGGAGGAGAAGAAGAGGGCGCAGAUGAGGAUGAAGAGAAGGAGAGACGAGCAGAGAGACGUUCCCCUCGACGGCUCAAGGACGAGAGAGAAAACACGGAGCCCAAAGCCGUGCAGGUGUUCAGAUUAGACAUCAUGGCAGCAGAUGACGAGGGCUUCCUCAGGAAACAGAAGCACAUGAGGGCUCAGGCGUUUGCUUUUAAAAUGCGUCCGCGCAAGGAGGUGCUGGAGGUCAAUUAUAUCGACCUGUACAUGUGCAUGGUGUGUGGGCGGGGCGACGAGGAGGACCGCCUCCUGCUGUGUGAUGGCUGUGAUGACAGCUACCACACCUUCUGCCUGAUCCCGCCGCUGCAGGACGUGCCCAAAGGAGACUGGCGCUGCCCCAAGUGUGUGGCAGAGGAGUGCAGCAAGCCUCGCGAGGCGUUCGGCUUCGAGCAGGCCGUGCGCGAGUACACGCUCCAGAGCUUCGGUGAGAUGGCCGACCACUUCAAGUCCGAUUACUUCAACAUGCCUGUUCAUAUGGUGCCCACGGAGCUGGUGGAGAAGGAGUUCUGGCGUCUGGUCAGCAGCAUCGAGGAGGACGUGAUCGUGGAGUACGGCGCUGAUAUCAGCUCCAAAGACAUGGGCAGCGGAUUCCCAGUGCGAGACGGCAAGAGAAAACUCAUCGGCGACGAGGAUGAGUACGCGAGCUCGGGCUGGAACCUGAACAACAUGCCGGUGCUGGAGCAGUCGGUGCUGACGCACAUCAGCGGGGACAUCAGCGGCAUGAAGGUGCCCUGGCUGUACGUGGGCAUGUGCUUCUCGUCCUUCUGCUGGCACAUCGAGGACCACUGGAGCUACUCUAUCAACUACCUGCACUGGGGCGAGCCCAAGACCUGGUACGGCGUUCCAGCACACGCCGCCGAGCAGCUGGAGUCCGUCAUGAAGAAAGUGGCUCCGGAGCUCUUCGACUCUCAGCCGGACCUCCUGCAUCAGCUGGUCACCCUGAUGAACCCCAACCUCCUCAUGGAGCACGGUGUCCCGGUGUACCGGACCAAUCAGUGCGCGGGAGAGUUUGUCGUCACCUUCCCAAGAGCCUAUCACAGCGGCUUCAAUCAAGGCUACAACUUUGCUGAGGCAGUCAACUUCUGCACUGCAGACUGGCUGCCCAUCGGGAGGCAGUGUGUGGCGCAUUACCGGCGUCUGCAGCGCUACUGCGUCUUCUCCCAUGAGGAGCUGGUGUGUAAGAUGGCGGCCGAUCCGGAGAGUCUGGACGUGGAGCUGGCGGCGGCUGUGGUCCGAGAGCUCGGAGACAUGAUCGAAGAGGAGAGCCGCCUGAGAGCAGCCGUGCAGGAGACGGGGGUGCUGUGCUCGGAGCAGGAGGUGUUUGAGCUGGUGCCCGAUGACGAGCGGCAGUGCUGGAAGUGCAAGACCACCUGCUUCCUGUCUGCGCUCACCUGCAGCUGCAGCCCGCAGCGUCUGGUGUGUCUGCAUCAUGCAGCCGAGCUCUGCAGCUGCGCAGCCAGCAACAAGUGCCUGCGGUUCAGGUACGAUCAGGACGAGUUUCCCGCCAUGCUCUACGGGGUGAAGUCACGCGCGCAGUCUUACGACACCUGGGCCAAGAGGGUCACGGAGGCGCUGGCGGCCGAUAACAAGAGCAAGAGAGAUCUGAUCGAGCUGAAGGUGCUGCUGGAGGACGCAGAGGACAGGAAGUACCCCGAGAACAGCCUGCUGCGCAGCCUGCGAGACACGGUGAAGGAGGCCGAGACCUGCUCGUCUGUGGCGCAGCUGCUGCUCAGCCAGAAGCAGAGGCACAGAGAGCGUCCCGAGAGCAGCGCACAGAAAGCUGGCAGCAAGCUGACGGUGGAGGAGCUGAAGGUGUUUGUGGAGCAGCUGUACCGCCUGCCCUGCCUCAUCAGCCAGGCCCGACACGUCAGGGAGCUGCUGGAGAGCGUGCAGGACUUUCACGAGCGGGCGCAGGCGGCGCUGGCCGACGAGAUUCCGGACUCCGGGAAGCUGCAGGCGCUGCUGGAGCUGGGCUCGGGGCUGGAGCUGGAGCUGCCGGAGCUGCCGAGGCUCAAGCAGGAGCUGCAGCAGGCGCGCUGGCUGGACGAGGUGCGGCUGACGCUGAUGGAGCCGCAGCGCCUCACACUGGAGCUGAUGAAGCGGCAGAUCGACUCGGGCGUGGGCCUGCCGCCCCAUCACGCCGUGGAGAAAGCCAUGGCCGAGCUGCAGGAGCUGCUGACGCUGUCCGAGCACUGGGAGGAGCGGGCGCGCGCCUGCCUGCAGGCCAGGCCUCGCCACAGUCUGCUGACGCUGGAAAGCAUCGUGAUGGAGGCCAAGAAUAUCCCAGCGUACCUGCCCAAUGUUCUGGCCCUCAGAGAUGCCCUGCACAAAGCCAAAGAGUGGACGGCCAAAGUGGAGGCCAUUCAGGUGACCAACGGCAGUAACUACGCCUACCUGGAGCAGCUGGAGGGUCUGUUAAUGAGAGGACGCUCCAUCCCGGUCAGAUUGGAGGCUCUGCCGCAGGUGGAGUCACAGGUGGCUUCUGCUAGAGCCUGGAGAGAGAGAACCGCCCGCACCUUCCUGAAGAAGAACUCCACCUACACCCUGCUGCAGGUGCUCAGUCCGCGUGUGGAUAUCGGCGUGUACGGCAGCAGCAAGGGCAAGCGCAAGCGUGUCAAAGAGCUGCUGGAGAAGGACCGCGGCCUGGAGCUGGAUGCUCUGAGCGACCUGGAGGACAGUGUGGAGGACACGCGUGACCCCGCCGCCGUCGUGGCCGCCUUCAAAGCCAGAGAGCGGCAGGAGCUGGAGGCCAUCCACUCGCUCCGCGCCGCCAACCUGGCCAAGAUGGCCCUGGUGGAGCGCAUCGAGGAGGUGAAGUUCUGUCUGUGCCGUAAGACAGCCAGCGGCUUCAUGCUGCAGUGCGAGCUGUGCAGGGACUGGUUCCACGGAGCCUGCGUGCCGCUGCCCAAAGCCGGCUCGCAGAAGAAGCUGGUGUCCGGCAGCAAAGAGAGCAAGUUCCUGUGUCCGCUGUGCCAGCGCUCGCGGCGGCCGCGGCUGGAGACCAUCCUGUCCCUGCUGGUGUCGCUGCAGAAGCUGCCGGUGCGGCUGCCCGAGGGAGAGGCGCUGCAGUGUCUGACCGAGAGAGCCAUGGGCUGGCAGGACCGCGCUCGACAGGCCCUGGCCACCGACGAGCUCUCCUCCGCCCUGGCCAAGCUCUCCGUGCUCAGCCAGCGCAUGGUGGAGCUCGCCGCGCGAGCGAAGACUGAGAAGAUCAUCAACGCUGAGCUGCAGAAGGCGGCCGCCAACCCCGACCUGCAGGGCCACAUCCAGACCUUUCAGCAGGCCGGUUUCAGCAGGGCCACGUCACCACGGCCCUCUGUGGACUAUGACGACGAAGAGACGGACUCCGACGAGGACAUCAGAGAGACUUAUGGAUAUGACGUAAAGGACUCAGGAGAGGUGAAGCCGUACUUGUUCUGUGACGAGGAGAUUCCUGUGAAGUCGGAGGAGGUGGUCAGUCACAUGUGGCCCACAACACCAUCUUUCUGCACGGAGCACGCGUACUCCUCUGCCUCGAAGUUCUGUCCUCAGAAUCCGGUGGCGCCACGCAAGCAGCCCAGGAAGACGCCGCUGGUGCCGCGCAGCCUGGAGCCUCCGGUGCUGGAGCUCUCGCCGGCGGCCAAGGCCCAGCUGGAGGAGCUGAUGAUGGAGGGAGUGGACUGGGUCCAGUGUGACGGCGGCUGUGACGAGUGGUUUCAUCAGGUGUGUGUGGGUGUGACGUGUGAGAUGGCUGAGAAUGAAGACUACAUCUGCUCGGCCUGCUCGCAUAAAGCCGGCGCGGCUGUGACGGUGGGAGCAGAGACUGUGGUGAUGUCUGUCCCGGCGCUGCCCCUGACCGUCCCUCGGGAGAGCAGUUAA
Messenger RNA from Sinocyclocheilus grahami, 3954 nucleotides. RefSeq names its product lysine-specific demethylase 5A-like. Gene Ontology annotation, molecular function: histone H3K4me/H3K4me2/H3K4me3 demethylase activity. Gene Ontology annotation, cellular component: nucleus; chromatin. Gene Ontology annotation, biological process: chromatin remodeling; regulation of DNA-templated transcription. Bases 187 to 3954 code for a protein of 1255 amino acids. NCBI's taxonomy places the organism in Eukaryota, Metazoa, Chordata, Actinopteri, Cypriniformes, Cyprinidae. The transcript is spliced from 22 exons. The record is from RefSeq and is a predicted model, not a curated record.